Molecule: messenger RNA, 129 nt
Organism: Phytophthora nicotianae INRA-310
Lineage: Eukaryota; Oomycota; Peronosporomycetes; Peronosporales; Peronosporaceae
Exons: 2
Coding region: 1-129 (42 amino acids)
Source: RefSeq, a predicted model, not a curated record
AUGCCGAAGGCAAAGCCAAAGAAAAACCGGAUGAAGCUCGAGGCUGUGCAAGCCGCACUUGUUCAAGGCGUCACACAAGAGCUUGCUGUAUCAUUGGUGCGCACCUCACAACGCUGGAACGGUGGGUGA